UCAGCUUCCAGCCACGUCAUCGUCGAGCACAACACGCUGAGCGACUUUCCGGUGCCUGUUGGAGAUUCGAAAAUGCCAAUUUUCCGUUGUUCAAUGCAUUGGCGGAUUUCUCGCAUCAAAUUGAGUUGAAUGUCGUAUGGUUGAAAUGGAAAUGAGAAUUCGUCCAUUCUGCUGGGAUAGAGUGAGAGAUCAUUUAUUUCGAAGAUUCCAAGCAACAAGUUGAUGGGAAGACCAUCAAAUAAUGCAUGAGCGUUCGACAAGAACAGGAAAACCUCGGACCAACAACGUUUUCAAAUACGAGCAACAUCAGCAGAAGUAUCCCAUCGGAUUGUAUGGUGAUAAUAGGUGGCACAAUUCCUGCCUCACAUCACUCGUUCCCUGGUAUGGAACAUGAUCGUUCAUUGUUCGAUGCGUCGUCUUCUUCUUCAAAUGGAGGAGGAUUAUCGCAAUUUGUUGAGCAACGUGAUACAAAUGACGAUGAACGAGAGAUUGAGGCCGCCGCUGCAGCGUCAGAAGCUCAACUAAAGUCAUCAUUUGUCGCAUCGACGUCUGUCGGUGUUCCAACCAGUCAAACACUCUCUCCGUUACACAUAAAUGUCAACGAGUACACGAAGCCGAAUUUGACCUCAACAAAUUUCCGCGACUCUGAACAACCAUCAAGCAAUGGAUCCCACGGCGGUACAACAGCACGAAAAAAACCUUAUCCACAACCGACAAUUCGUGUGGCUCAGCGAGCACCAAUUAUCAUGGGACCGCCGAGUAACACGAAUACGCAGGUGCUGUUGAGUCCUGCUGGAAAUUUGCAUAAUGGAUAUCAGAGAAUGUCAUCUGGAGACUCUGCACCAUCAUCACCAAGCCUAAUGGGUCGCAACAAAUCCAACAGUCAAUUCACGAAUCCCUUAUCCUUCCGAAAUCUUCCUCCUGGAGCUCAACGAGCCCCGAACACAUCGACAAGUCGACCGCCGAGCUCGUUAGCUUCUCCAUUGGGUGGAAGCGGUCGAAAGGAUCACGAGAUGACGCGACGACGAGCUCUGGUGGAUAGAAUAAUAAAGUCUCGUGGACCGGAUUAUGUGCAUUUACUACCACAAACUGAAGGUCUCUCGCAUACACAGACAUCGAUAUUACUCAGGAAGCAUCGAGGAACACUUCACACUGAGGGAAUGCCAUUUUCAAUGCAAACGUUGAUAGAAUGCUCUUCGGAGCCCGAUAGAACUCGGGAAACAUUUGUGAAAAGGAUUAGAGAUUUGAAUCAGAAGAGGAUUAGGCAUAAUGAUAUGGAUGAACUAACUGAUAUAAGUGAUUUGGAUGAUGAUUUGAAUGACGAGGCAGAGGAACACCGAAAAUCGCCGAAAAAUGUGCCACGAUGGGCUCCGAAACGGAUGAGAUACGCGGGAUUGCUCUCCCGGGCUGAGGUGUUGCUUGCCGAGAAGCAGGCUUUACUGGGAAUGCUUAAAAGUCAGAAAGUAGUGUUGAAUGCGUCGAGUGGUGUACGAUUUGCUGGAGAAGAAUUGAUACCGAGGAGACGGAGACAAUUGAAUGGAACUUACUUUUUGUAUGAUAAAUCACCGAUGCGCAGGACAAGCGUCUCACAGUUUGGAUGUUCCCGGGCAAUGCCGAUUCAGUCGUGGACGAGGAGAGAAUUGAGAAAAGGCGUUUUUGAAGAAUCAAAAGACGAAAGGCCGUUGAACAAUGCUUCUUCAAUAUUAAAACCAACUACAAAUCCACUGGAAAAAUGGGUUGCCACGUCACAAUACAAUAUUGUAUCACAUUUGACGGCUGGUGGUGAGAAACGAGAAUUUAUGGAGUACGAUUACGAGGAAUAUAAGCAUGGAGAGGGUCUUCAACGGGUCAAUGAAUUAUCGGCAAUUGAUCCGAUGGAAUUUGUGAUUUCUGCGGAUUUCACUCCAUUCGAAGAUCGCCAAAUGACAUAUAUGCAUCGAUUGUCGACGGCUCCAUCAAGUACAAUUCGUAAAAAGCACGGGAAGGCGAUUUAUUUCGAGACGGACGACCAUGGGAAACCGCUGGAACACAAUAGCUCCGUCGUCACAAAGAAAAAAGUGGACAAAAAGAAGGAACGUAAACCAAUGGAAGAAGUCAGUAGUGAUGAAGAAGAACUCAAGGAAUUAUCCAAAAAACGGCCACGUGGCAGACCAGCAACUGCAAAAAGGAAACCAUCGAAAAUGUCUGUGGCAGCAAAACUCAAUAAUGGAAUCUAUCUCGAUUAUUUAUUUGAAGAUUUUAUGAAUGAGGAUAUUUGUGUGUCACAAUUGCCUACGUUGGUGUCUUAUCAGAGUAUUCACGUACCCACCUACCGUACCAUUCCCGACGACUAUUGGCAAGAUAAAGAACCAACGGACGGAAUUGUUAAGCAGGAAGAAGCUGAAGAGAAAGAAAAAUCAUCAGAUGAUCUUCUGAUUACUGUAGCCAAGAAACAUCAUAAGCUGAUGCAUGCCGAACGGGAAAGGAUUAAGAGAGAAACGGACAAACGAAUAAGAAAUCGUCAACCAGCUCAAAAAUCGGCGGCCGCCACACCAGCACACAGCUCAUCAUUCGCAGUACCAAAUGCCGGAGAAGUUGAAGACGACGAAGACGGCAAUCAAUAUCCACCAUUUGAUAUGAAUCAAUUUGAAUUGGAUGCUGCAGUUGUGUCAAGGCGUCGUUUUGCUUCUGUCGAGAAACCAUUUGAGCAACGCGAUUUUCUCAAUAAUCAUCGAAAGAAAUCCACCAUCAAUACCGAGUUAACCAGCAAAUAGUGUCAUUUUUCCCCAUUUUUUCUUUUUUUUUUCUGAAGCAGCUUUUGAAUUUGGAAAUUUUGAAAUUGAAAAUUGUGAAAUAUUCCUAAAAUUGCAAAUUUUUCGACGAAAAAAUAUCAAGAUUUUAGCAUUUAAUUUACAGUUUUUAAAGGGAAAACACGCCAAAAAAGUUCUCAAAAAAUCUUGAAUAAUGCGCAUUUUUUCCUCUAAAAAUAUACAAAAUUCUGGAUAAAAUUACUGAAAUCUCCAUUUUUGACGUAAAUUGAGAUUUAAUUUGGUAAUUUCCAGUGUUUUUUAACGCCAAAAAAUUCAGAUUUCCUAUGAAAAAUCUAGAAACUUGUACAUUUUUAGCAGGUUUUUCCCCCUGAAAAAAAAUUUUUUUAAUUCAAAAAUUCUUGAAAUGCCGAAUUUUGAUUUUUCUCGCGUUUUCCAUGUCAAAAUUCAAAUUUAUUUCUCAUUUCGAAAGCUUCUUCAUCUUCAUUUUCUCCAGAAUCCCAUCCCAUCCUAAACAUGAAUCUCUGUCACAUCUCAUUUCGCACUUUUUCGUUUUUUCCCCAUUUUUUCCAUUACGACGAUCUCUCGUUUUUUAAAAUUAAUUUUUGUUUUUUUUUUGAGUGUAGCACUUUGCCUACAUUACUGUAAAAUUAGAAAAUUUCAUAGUUUUUUGCAGAUUUUUUUUGGAAGAAAACUGGCAGUUUUUGGGAGAAUUUUUGGAUUUUUUCCAACCCAAAAAUGUCUGAAAUUUGGAACAAAAAUUGAGAAAAAAAAACCUUUUUUUCUUAAUUUUUCUCACUUUUUUGAGUCUCAAAAUUAAGAAAAAUUCAAAUUCCCAACCCGAAAAAUUGCACAUUUUCCCCAAAAUUCUUCUGCCACGUCACAAAUAUCAUCACCCGGUCCCCGUAAUUUCCCAUAAAACAAGCCUCUAAUUCAUUUUCCCACCCAAUUAUCCGCUGUUGAUUUGUUGUUCAAUGUUUUUUUUUCGGUACCUCACUUAUUUUAUAUAUAUAUAUUUAAAUAUUAUCACAACUAGAACCUUUUCCUUCUCCUCUUCCUGCUGAGCCAUCUCAUUCUCAAUUUGUAACGACUAAAAAUUCCCAAAUUUUUGUGCGCAUUUUUUUUCAUUAUUAUUAUUAUUACUACCAUAUUAUUUCUCAUCAUUUGAAAGAAAAAUGCCGGUUUUAUUUA
This is a messenger RNA of Caenorhabditis elegans, 3938 nucleotides long. It is a transcript of the gene M03C11.3, whose product is annotated as PH domain-containing protein. The transcript has 11 exons. The coding region runs from base 246 to 2753 and encodes 835 amino acids. NCBI's taxonomy places the organism in Eukaryota, Metazoa, Nematoda, Chromadorea, Rhabditida, Rhabditidae. The record is from RefSeq and is marked reviewed.